AAAGGAUUCGGAGAGUCUUCGGUGAGUCUUCCCCCCAUCCCCUCCCUCUCCCCUUGCCACCACAUCCACUCACCCACAGGCAGGCAGGCAGGCUGGCUUGUUAUGUGUGUCUAGGUAGGUAGGUAGGUAUAGGCAGGCAGGCAGUCAGUAGGUAGGUAGGUAGUCGGCUGUUAUGGUACACAAACAGUAUGUAUGCAUCUCAGGCAGUCAGUGAGUGAGUCAGACAGUCAGUCAGUGGUAUUAAACUCCUCUUCUUUCGUCUCGGGACCCAUAGAUACGAUAGAUAGAGAUGGCGGGCGGCGCUGGCUGGCUGGGCACACGACACGACAACUCUCCUGAUUUGAUGGGAUUGACUCGGGGGGUGUGAAGGGGUGGUACGUAUCGGAUCUAUCUGACUACAGAGAAAGAGGGCGGCCGCCCCGCCACGCCUCCACCACACCAUUGCCGCCUUGUCUGCCUGCCUGUCUGCCUGCCUGCCUUGUGCUUACGCAAACAAACAACCCACUCACUCACACACAAACACGCGAUUCAUACACACGAUGCAAGUAUGUUUGUAUGUAUUAGCCAGCCAGCCAGCCAGCCAGAGAGACGGAAGGAAAAACACCCAGCUGCUCAUCCAUCCAACCACUCAUCCACUCACCACUGCAUGCGAUCCACCUCUCUCCUCCACUCAACCACUCACUCAGUCAGUCUACGCACCACCGAACCAAACCAAAAACAAAAUACCGCCGGCGUCUUUCUUUCUCCACCAUCCAUCUAUCCACUCGUCCGUCCAUCCAUCCAGCGCUUUUCACUCGCCGUCCUGCGCCUGUGAGGGUCUGCCCUGGGCCGUCUGCGGCACAAACGGCUGUGGCGGCACCAUGUAGUAGGUCGGCCAGAGGUGAGGGUGCGGCGGGAACGGCGCACGGGGGUCGAACCCCAUGGCGGGGGCCACGGGACGGGCUGGCGGCUGCUGGCGGGCGGCCGCCGGCUGCCGCGGGGGAGGCUGCACCGACGCCGCGAUCAGACCCACCGGCUGGGGAAAGGUCAUGAAGUGGGUGAAGUGCUGCGGGGCUAUCGCAGGGACGGGUUGACCUGACGCAGACGACGCAAACUCACCACCUCCUGACCCAACCUGAAACAAAGAAAGAAAGGGACAGCCGACAGGACAGACACACAAGGAGGGAGGGAGGAUAUGUAUAUGGCCAGCCAGCCCAUUAUCGCAUUGAUAUGUCUCUGUCUGUCAGAGUGCCGGGGAGGUUAUAGAUAGGCACCUGUGUGGACUUUCCGGCAGGGGAAUCGCCCUUGGCAGCCGACGCAGCAGCGACAGCGGCAGCAAGAGGCCGCGUACCCACCGCCCCUCCUCGCCCCUUGCCACCUCGUCCAGCCGGCGCACGAAGACCUCCGUCGGCCAUGAAGUGCAGCGGUGCUGCGAGUGGGUGCUGGGGCGCUGUGGUGGGCGGCUGGUAGGGCUGCGACCGCUUGGCCUUGCUCUUGGGCGACCCUCGAGUGGCCGCAUAGGUGGGAGGGUGGCUCACUUGACUCACCUGAGCCCCCAUCUGCAGAGACGACGCCUGGGCAGCAGCCGAUGACGUCUGCACGCCAGCCAGGGCCGGAGCCGGGCCGCGCAGAGGCACCUGGGGGGCCGCCACUGUGGCAACAGGCGCAGGAGGACGCGAGUACACAGCCUGUGCGGGUGAAGCCACGCCGUUAACCAAACCGAGACUCAGGCUGCUCGCGGGGCCCGACAUGGCGAUGGACGGCUGCAGCUGCUGGGCGGGGGGAGUCGACCCAGAGAUGGCAGAACUGUUGACGGCACGUGAGGCAGCGGGGCGGCUGGCAGGGGCAGCCACGGUCGCCACAGUGGCAGCGAAAGUCGCCGACGUGAUCUGUGGCUGCGACAGCGCAACAACGAGCGGCUGUGAGGGCGCGACGAUGUCAGCAAUGGGCUGGAGAGAAGACGGUAGGGGGCCCUGAAGGAGUGCCGGUGCAGGAGGUGGCAGUACGGGAGCAGGUGCGGGAGGGGCCGGCUUGUCCUCCUUCUCGAUGGUGGGUGGCAGCGAGUCCGACACGGGCGGAGUGGGGGGCGACUCCGGUGCCUUGGGGAGCAUCUCGGGACACAACUCUGCAACAAUCUCGUCUGUCAUAAGAUGAGAUCAACACAGAGAGACGAAAGGGCGAGACGAAUGAUGCAUGGCAUGAGGUACUCCUCCUCCUUGUGGCGUCUGGCUGCAGCUGCACUACCUACCGAGUUCUGGUCGUCUGUCUUCCUUGAGGUCGUCCCGGUGCUCGGCGAGCCACCUGGAGAGGUAGGUGCGGGCCUUCUUGCUGAUGUUGCGCCUCUUGGCAGUGAUGUAGUCAAGCACCAGAUUGAGACACCCCGCUGUGCCGUGCUCCUUGUUGGGCAGCAUGUUGGCCAACGGCUGGGGCGGGCCGGUCUGCUUGGCGGGAUAACCCUGACAGACAGACAGACAGUCACACACAGACAGACACCCACACACGUAAGUAACAUCCACGCCUGCCUGCCUCUGUGUUGGAUGCACGCACGCACCUUCCACUUGCACACGAGCUGGAUGACUUCCUCUCCGUUGACCGUGGCUGGCUUGUGGUUGAGAAUCUUCUCAAUGUCGAGGAACUCGCCAAGUGGCGCAGUCACUGCCGCUGCUGCAGCACCUGCACACCACACACAGACACACACAGACACAUACAGAGGAUGAGUGCGCACCGGGCUGCAUCCAUCCAUCGAUCUCCCUGACUAACCCUUCUUCUUGGUUGUCUUGGUGGUGGCCUUGCGCGUCGUCUUCUUCUUGUGGCCUCCAUUGCCGCCCUUCUUCUUUUUGUUGCCCACCGGCGCGUCAGACAACACACCCGCAUCGCCACCAUACGCCGCCGAUGCAUGGGCCGACGUCGCAGACUUACGGUUGCGGGCAGCCUGACAGACAGAGAGAGAUGAAGUAGCGCAGACAGACAGACAAGACAGACAGACCGACAGACAGGUCCAUCCAUGUGUCUGUCGACCCUGUCUGUCGUGAGACUACGGGUGUAGUGUACUUUGGUGGGUCUGGCGUCGGUGUCGCUGAGCCCAUCGGCAGGGUUGGUGCGCGAGUGCUCGGCGCAGAGGAACUCCUUGGUGCGGAUGCGCCCGGCGCCGCGAAAGGCUGUGGAUGAGAUCGUCUCCAAACCAUGCUGCACACACACAAGUUGGGAGGGCACACACGCGUGUGGCUUGUCUGUCUGUGUGAUGGUUUGAUUGCUGGCUGGUGGGUGUGUCGGCCACUGACCAGUCGUGCGCACGUGACGUGGAAUCGUGUCUUGCAUCCUUCUCCGGCGCACUCGGCGGUGAAGCCGUUGUUGCUGUUGCAGAAGAUGCACCCGUCGCCCUCCAUGGGGAACUCGGCCGACUCCGCCGUGGCGGGGAUCACCAAACGACCAUUCUGCACUCACAGACAGACAGGAGGCACACAAACACACACAGCGCGGCACGCCGUGAGAUAGAUCAACACGCUGGUCUGUCUGGUCACACGUGUGUGUGUUUCAUUCUCACCGUGCCCUGCUCCAACUCAAGACCGCUCUCCGUAUACAACACACCUGAACCGUCAACAACAGCAGUUUGCAAAUGGACGGUGAGUGAUGGGCGCAGGCAGCCCAUCCCUUCCCCCGGUGUGUGCAGGUCUGUGCAGGUCCCCCACUGCAGGGCAGGGCUUACAUGAAACAUGAGCCCAAUCAGGGUCCCUUGUGGCCUUGAGCGCCCCGCCCUUGUGGCCACACAAGCAACACUUCGGCCCCCCGUCCCCGUCGGCGGCGAUGGCGGCCCGCAGCUGUUCGGCGGCCGCAUCGCUCAUGUCACCCCCCAGACAUGCGAUCGAUCCCCCAGGGAUGCCCGGCGGACUGUCGCCCAAAGCGCAGGGGUCGCACAGCCAGGGCACGUGCGCCUGAGACGAUGACGUGCCCAACGAAUUGUCCCUCGGGACGCCGUAGCACGAUGUGUGCACCGUCACGCCACACCUAAAGGGAUGGGUCAACCAUGGAAUGGAGGGAUGGAUCAGACACGCGCCAUGCGCAAAUGAACGUCUCCCUCUCCCUCUCUCUCUCUCUCUCUGGCCUUGGUUCCUUACUUGUAGCACGUGACCCCUGACUUGACGUCGACCCUCUCGGCGCACACCGCACAGCAGCCCGCCGGCACCCCAGUCAACGGGUCGACCCCCUCCUUCUUGCUCUUGGUUUCCGCAGCAGCGCGGUCCCGCUUCCUUGGUUGAGCGACAGGUGGCACAGGGGGCGGGGCCAUCGAGACGUCCACCACUGGCUCUGACGGCCGCCGGCUGCGUGUCGACAGCGCGGGGCCCAACGAGUAGCCGUUCAUGAGAGAUGGAGCAGGUGACGCUGGGAGAGGGGCGGCAGCGGCCGCAGCAGCUGCUGCUGCAGCAGCCACGGCCUGGCUGGCGCGCUGUCUGGCGGCGGCCUGUCGGGCGGAUGGUGUGGGGGACUUGGGGGCCUUUUGCCGCGACUUCUUGACGGUGCUGGCUCCGGUGGGCCGGCCUCUCCGCCGUGGCGACUGCGACUCCUCGGCAAUAUCGGCGGCCGCCAGUUUUGCCACGGCCGCAGCAGCCACCGCAGCAGAUCGGGCGCGUCGCUGGGGAGAUGGCGUGGGCAGGACGUCCUGCAGGAGCAUGUCGAAAUCGCCGCUGCCCUCGUCUCCCUUGCGCGUGAAGCGUCCGUCAGAUCCCCUGGGAGGGUCCCGCAGCUUGCCGCCGGCGAAUCUGGGUGACUUGGCCACAGCCGCCUUGCGGCGGGUGGGCCGCGAUCGGCCGCCGGGAGGGACAUAAUCGAGCUCGGCCAUGGCCAUGUGCUCUCCGCUGAAGUCGACAGUCGACUCACGCUUGCGCAGGUUCAUGCGAUGGGUCCUGCCGCUGCUGCCGUCAGAACGAGGCGUCUGCAGGAAGGAAGGAAAGAUGCACACACAGUGGAUGCAGCGAGGAUGGAUGGGUGGUAUCUGUCGUGUGUGGAGGGUAGGGUGAGGCCUCAGGUGACUGAUCGAUCUGUCUGACUGACCUCUCCAGUGAUGCCGUCCCCCCUGCCCUGGAUAGACAUCUCCGACUCGGCGCGGUUGAAGUCGAGGGUGGAUCCGAGCGCCUUGAUGACCUUCUGUUUCUUGAGCUGACGUCGCUUGUUCUCGUGAUGCGCCCAGUAGGCACGAUACAGAGGCCGCCCACGGCCGCGGAAACGAGUCGCCCAGUACUGAACAGAUAGAUAGAUGCACGACACGACACACACGACAGCAGGAUGAGCGCUCCACGUUUGUGUCUGCGUGUGUGUGUGGGUGUGCUGCCUCUUUCCCUCCCGCCCUCUUCCUCUCGCCCAGCCCACCUUAUAGACGAUAGAUGCUGCUUCUUUCGAAAGGCUGAGUGGGUAGUUCUGGGGCAUGGGGGGGUAGUCGUCGGCAUUCAGGGGGUCAGUCACGGUGUACUUGGCGGCCUGGGCAGCAGACGUACUGCCUGACUCGGGCGGCACACCGUCGGCCGUGUCCGUCGUCAAGCCCAACUCCUUGGCCGCAGGUCCAGUGAGCACAGCCAUGCCUGAACAGAACCGCAACAUACACACAGACAUCUCGGUCGGCAAGGUAAGGUGUCAGGGUACAGUGGGAGUGUGUGUUGGUAUAGGAUGCGUCAGGUGUGUGCGGUUUGUACCGAAUUCACACUUCUCGAUAGACGCAGCUGGUGUGGGUUUGCCACUGUAGAAGAAGGCACGCUCAAGCAACUCUAUCGCAGCACCAAAGUCAGCCUGACCACAACACAACAAUCGGUGACCGAUAGUCAGGUGCAGUGCAUCAAUCCACCCAUCCCUCCCUCCCUCCCUGUGUGUCCAGUCCACCCUGCUCCGCUCACCUCCGUGGGCUUGGAAGGUGUGUCCUCGUCAGGCACCUCGUCCAGGAUGGCAUGCACCUUGUCAAACCAGGGCGCCCCCCAGCCGGCCCUCUUGUCGUCCUCCAGGUCGCCCCUCAUGGACAUGGGCGACAGAGGGCUGUUGGUCGGCACCGCUGACGACUUCUCCAGCUGCAGCAUGGGUGGCACGAACGAGGGCGGCUGCAUCAUGCCAUCAGAGGGGCCGGGGAGGGGGAGGGGGUGGAAGGGGGGCGAGGGGAUGGUGGAGUUGCCGUUCGCGGCAAGGUCACCGCCCAGCUCGCUGGGCGGUGAAGUGAUGGCCGGGCCGCCGUUGAGCGUCCCAGAGGGGUGGAGGGAGGGGGGAGGGGCGUCCAGAUCCAUGGGACCACUGGCACCGCUCUUCUUGUCUUCCUCUGGAGGGUCGUCGGACUCUCUGUCGGACUUCUUGGGCGGCGGGAGCAUGAAGCCGUGCUGGGCGGCAUGGAGAGAGGACUCCGUGGCCUUGGUGUCCUCCUCCUUGGCCGAGUGCGACGGCUCCGACUUGACGAGUGCGUCCGGGGGAGGCGGGGGGAGCAGGGGACGCACUUUGUUGUCGAGCUUCUCCUGCCAGAGGUCCAGAAAGUGGACGUCCUCCACCGAGAGGUCAUAGAAGACGCUGCGCUUCGGGGGAAGUGACUGGCAUAUCGCGUGACGACUGCACACACAAGGACACACACAACCAGACAUGUGCACAUGCACCCUGCUCGAAACUCGGCACUCGGGGAGGGUGAGAGAAGCCCUUGCUGACUGACUGUCCGAGUGCAUGCAGGCCAAGUUCGCCGUGUCAAUCCCAUGUCUCCCUGCCCCAAGCUCACUUUCCGACACAGAAGAACUGGAUCCUCUCAGCCGGCCGGUCCCACUUGUCAUAGAAAAGUGGGUCGUCAGUCAACUCGACGUGUACAGGUACAGGAAUGUUGGUCUUCUUUCGGGUCGCACAUGACAGGGCGUCCUUGGACGAGGUGGCGUGCCUGCCCUCAAAGAGCCGAGAAACAUCUAUCUCGCUCCGAAUCACAGGAAGCUCCAAAUUCUGAGACCGGUAGGAAAGCCAAUCACGCGACACAACGGACUCGACCAUUCGUAGGAUUUCCUACCUUAUUGAACGUUCUCCGGUUCUUGGAGGUCGUAGACGCCAUCAGGGACGAAGGAGACUACCGGGACGAGCCGAGAAGGGCGAGAAAAGGCGUGGGACUUCAGCUCGCACUCCCGCACUAUUUGGCAUCCUUCGGGAGCUCGUGCUCUCCUCUCUCCAUAUAUCGGUUCUGUUGGAGCUCACCCAACCUGUCUCAGACACAUUUCGGAGCUCACACUUCGGGGUGCUGUUUCCCUG
Molecule: messenger RNA, 7224 nt
Organism: Vitrella brassicaformis
Lineage: Eukaryota; Vitrellaceae
Source: the annotation of a GenBank genome assembly